Scheffersomyces stipitis CBS 6054 is the source of this 1110-nucleotide messenger RNA. It is a transcript of the gene ERG3, whose product is annotated as C-5 sterol desaturase. Gene Ontology annotation, molecular function: iron ion binding; oxidoreductase activity. Gene Ontology annotation, biological process: lipid biosynthetic process. Lineage: Eukaryota; Fungi; Ascomycota; Pichiomycetes; Serinales; Debaryomycetaceae. The record is from RefSeq and is a predicted model, not a curated record. The coding region runs from base 1 to 1110 and encodes 369 amino acids. The transcript has a single exon.
AUGGAUAUCGUUCUCGAGAUCUGUGACUACUACUUGUUCGACAAGGUGUAUGCCCAGGCAUUGCCAAAAGGCGGUGCUGUUGACCAGUUUUUCCAGACUAUUCCCUCGUUCAACUCUACUGGAUUGAACUCUGCCAACUGGAAGCUCAACUCUUCCUUCAUCACACCGGAGUCACCCCUCGCUUCGUUAAUUGGAAAGUUGGCUAACUACCAAAACAAGUCCGAGAUCUACGGUCCCCCCAACCUACUUCCAGCCACGGAAUUCAUCGACAGCUCGUUCUUGGCCAGAUCCAACAUCUUCAGAGAAGGUCUCUCUAUUUUCAUAGUAACAGCCAUUUUCGGAUGGUUUCUUUACUUCUCUGUCGCAUCAUUGUCGUAUUUUUUCGUUUUCGACAAGAAAAUCUUCAACCAUCCCAGGUACUUGAAAAACCAGGUUUACUUGGAAAUUCACCGUGCCACCACAGCAAUCCCUACAAUGGUGUUGUUAACCGCACCUUUCUUCAUUUUGGAGUUGAACGGCUACUCGUUCUUGUACAUGAAUAUUGAUGAAUCCACUGGUGGUUGGAAGGCUGUAGCCUGGCAAUUCCCCAAGUUCAUCUUGUUUACUGACUGCGGUAUCUACUUCAUCCACAGGUGGUUGCACUGGCCCUGGGUAUACAAGAAGUUGCACAAGCCUCAUCAUAAGUGGAUUGUUUGCACACCUUUUGCUUCGCAUGCUUUCCAUCCUGUAGACGGCUGGGCUCAGAGUUUGCCUUAUCACCUCUACCCCUUGUUAUUUCCUUUGCACAAAGUGUUAUACUUGUUCUUAUUUACAUUUGUCAACUUCUGGACUGUGAUGAUUCACGAUGGCCAGUACAUGUCGAACGAUCCAUUUGUUAACGGUACUGCAUGCCAUACAGUCCACCACUUGUACUUUAACUACAACUAUGGUCAAUUCACCACGUUGUGGGAUAGAAUCGGUGGUUCAUAUAGAAGACCAGACGACUCGUUGUUUGUCAAGGAAAGCGACGCCAAGGAAGACAAGAAGGUGUGGUCCGAACAAACCGUGCAAAUGGAAAAGAUAAGAGGAGAAUUGGAGGGUAAGGACGACGAUAGAGAAUAUAUUUCUUAG